Molecule: messenger RNA, 7635 nt
Organism: Anneissia japonica
Lineage: Eukaryota; Metazoa; Echinodermata; Crinoidea; Comatulida; Comatulidae
Product: cell adhesion molecule 4-like
Exons: 2
Coding region: 360-1727 (455 amino acids)
Biological process (GO): heterophilic cell-cell adhesion; homophilic cell-cell adhesion
Cellular component (GO): adherens junction
Source: RefSeq, a predicted model, not a curated record
UACCACCAACAAUUAACUUUGUCUUACAUGAAAAUAUAGUUUCUAAUUACAAUUCAAUGUAAUACAAAUCAUUUAUGAAGCCCUACUUGUGCAGCAAAAUUUUUAACAAACUUACAAACGUGUAACAACAGAUAAAAAAUGGUGUUCCUGAUCAUAGUUGACCUAAAUAUAUAUAGUAUACAAUGGUAUGUACUAUCACAAGCAGUUGCGAUUGAAGCAAUGAUUGACCCAACAACAAAAACUAGGAAUGUAAUUAAGUAAUAUACGAUCUAUUUUUCUACUGAUGAUAAUGAUGUAUUUGAAUAUACAAACUAAAAGGGAAGUUUAAGAUAUGCAAUCUGAAUGAUAAUUAUAGCAAAAUGCAUUUGAUAGAAGGAUUGCUGAUUUUGCUACAACUACCUAUUGGUCUUACUGUGCGAUUCGAUGCCAAACCAAAGGAUGUAAAUGGAUACGAAGGGAAAACAGCCAAAAUAAAUUGCUUUUUAGGAGAUUUUAUUAAGGAAAAACAUAUUGUAUCAUGGUGGAAAUAUGAUCUAAAAUUGAGUCAACAGAAUGAGGUAAUAGUUUUUGAUAAACGUAUAUCGGUGUACUUAGAUGACCUUCCGUAUGCUGGUGCAUACUCAUAUGUAUUACUUAUACAUGACCUAAUACUUGAGGAUGAAGGAGACUACCACUGUCAGAUUGAUGAAAGUCCAAUCGUUAGCUCUGGAAUAGCACGCCUCACAAUUUUGCAAAUUCCCUCUACAAAAUAUCCAAAAUGUAAAAAAUCUGCUAACACUUACGUCGUUGGUUCACAAGUCAAACUGACGUGCAUUAGUGAGCUAAUAAGUCCACCUGUGGAAUUAAACUGGAACCAUGAAGGUGCUUCAGUUUUACCAAUUAGUAUCAAAACUGAAGUAAGUGAUGAUUUGGUCUACAAGCAUUAUACAUUCAUAGCUAAAAAAUCAAACAACGAUGAUAGUUUCAUGUGCCAACAAAGAACUGAGGUUGUCCCAGGAAUACACAAUUGUUCAAUUCAAAAUUUGAAUAUACAAUAUCGUCCAGAAGUUAAAAUACAACACACCAGUGCACUGUUUGCAGGAUCUGAUGCCAUUUUAUUCUGUCAAUCAUUUGCUAAUCCUCCAGUUACAGAGUUCAAGUGGAUGUUUACACCUGUAUUAAAUGUUAAUGAAUAUAUUGCAGAUGGACAAGUAUUGACACUUAUAAAACCAUCGAUUGCCCGAAAUGGAACAAGAAUAACUUGUUUAGCAGAAAACAAUAUCGGCGCCAGUACUGAUACAAUGACAGUACAUAUAACGAAGGAAGGAACGCUGGAAAAGAAUAUUUAUGGAAACAAUAAUGACUCUAAAAAUGUUUCUAAAACAAAAAAUACUACGAACAUGACUGAAGACAGCAAAGGAGUAUCACUGUAUGUUGUCAUUAUUGUCAUUGUAUUAGUCGUCAUCAUUGUUGUGGUUGUUGUUAUCAUUCCUGUUUAUUACCAUUGCUUCUGUAAGACACGGACUGCUACUGAUUCCUCUGGUAGAGAGAUAUACCAGCCUACUGUUUACUAUGACUCCAGAAAUCGUACUUCAAAUAGUGGUCUCUAUGAUUGCUCUUUACCUCAUUUACCAAGUACAGGGCUUUAUGGUCAUUGGAGACACUCUUUCGCUUCUCAGGUUCCUGAAGAUCUUAAUCAACAAGGAUAUGUGUAUAUUGAUGAGAGAAAUGGUCAGAAUACUCUUUAAUAGCGUGCAACAAUUAAAUAAAAUAAUUUACAAAACCGUAGUUACUACGUUUGAUUCUGUGUAACACCAAAUGAUGUGUUAUGUAAGAAGUUCAUAAUUAUUAAUUUGGUUUGAACUGCAUCGUUUAAAUUGAUCUCGCUUACCAAGUAAUGGACAUAUAGUCACUUAAGGUAUUAAUUUUCUUCAAACGUUUCUGAAGAUAUUGAUUAAAGGUACCACAUGUGCAUAGGAAAAAGAAAUUGUUCGACUAUUAUUCGCAUACCACUCAAGAUUAAAAGGAUUUAUUGCCAAACCUGUAACAACACAUUUAAAACGGUGUUCCAUUCAGUUUCCAAAAAAAAAUGUAGAAGGCAUUAAGUGGUGUUUGACAUUGAUUGCAGGCGAUCAGCCUUUGCGUAGUAUUUUAAUAUUCAUAAAACCGAAGGUAACAUUGAAGGCAGAAGAAUGUGACGUAUUUUCAUUUUGGUAUGUCGAUGAUUGCAAAAAGACAAGUGGAAAUCAUUUUGGAAAGUCUUGAUCUUAAAUUCAAAUUCACUAAAUCGUUAAACAUGCGUUUAUCGUUGAUCCUGCUACAAAUAUGUAUUGCGUAUGCCGUAAGAUUUGACGCUAAACCUAAUGAUGUUCAAGAACAUGAAGGGCAGAUAGCAAUUUUAAAAUGUUAUCUAGGAGAAUUUAAUAAACAAAACAAUGUGGUAUCCUGGUGGAAAGAGGAUGAACAAAUAAGUUUGAAUGAUAUGGUAAAAGCUGCUGAUCAACGUAUUUCGGUAAAUUUAGAAAAGCUUCCAUAUACAGGUGCGUAUUCGUAUUCUUUACAAAUAACUGACUUAAAACUCAAAGAUAAGGGGAGCUACCACUGCCAAAUAGACGGAUUUCCUAAAAUCAUUUCUGGAACAGCACGUCUCGGUGUUAUGCAGAUUCCUUCGUCAGAAUACCCAAAAUGCUCGAAGUCAGCUAACAGUUACAUCGUAGGCAGAGAUGUAAAAUUAUCGUGCAUUAGUGAGUUAAUAAGUCCACCCGUAAAUCUACGAUGGAGUCGAAAAGAUACUUUUAUUUUACCAACGAAUAUUCAAUCUGAAAUACUUGACGAUUUGGUGUAUAACCAUUAUACAUUUAUAGCAAAGAAAACUGAUAAUGAUGCUAAUUUUGUAUGUGAACAAACAACCGACGCUAUUUCUGAAAUAAUUAAUUGUACAAUUCAAAAUUUAAAUAUUCAAUAUCGUCCAGAAGUGAAAAUACAGCACACCAGUGCAUUGGUUGCAGGAUCUGAUUCUAUCUUAUUCUGUCAAUCAUUUGCUAAUCCUCCAGUUAUGAUAUUCAGAUGGACGUCCACACCUGUUCUAAACGAUAAUGAAUAUAUUGCUGAUGGGCAAGUGUUAACCCUCAUAAAGCCAUCGAUAGCUAGAAAUGGAACUAGAAUCACCUGUUCUGCAGAAAACAAAGUCGGUAUCAGUACCGAUACAACAACGUUACACAUAAUAAAAGAACAAAGGAGAGAAAAUAAUAUACAUGGAAACGAUAAUGACAUAGAGAAUUCACUUGAAACAAAAGAAAAUAAUAUGGAAAUAACGAGGAAAAACAAUCAGGGUGUAUCACUGUAUGUUGUUAUCAUUAUCAUUGUAUUAGUCGUAAUCAUUGUUGUGGUUGUUGUCAUCAUUCCUGUUUAUUAUCACUGCUUCUGUAAGACGAGGGCUGCUACUGAUUUAACUGGGAGAGAGAUAUACCAGCCUACUGUUUACUAUAACACCAGAGAUCGUUCUUCAAAUAGUGGUCUCUACGAUCGAUCAUUACCUCAUCUGCCGAACACAAGGCAUUAUGUUCACUGGAGACACUCAUUCGCUUCUCAAGUUCCUGAGGAUCUUGAUCAACAAGGAUAUAUGUAUAUUGAUGAGAAAAAUGGUCAGAAUACACUUUGAUAGAGUGCAUCAAUUAACAAUUAACUUUAUAAAAAUGCUCAUUAGUUUUGUUCUACGACAAUCAAUAUUUUAUGUAAGCUGUUCAUAGUCAUUAAUUUGGUUUUAACUGCAUCGUUUGAUCUUACUUACCGGACAUACAUGGUCACUGAAGGCAUUCAUUAGCUUCAAACGUUUCUGAAGAUACUGAUUAUGUUUGUAUGUCCCAAAAAUACUUUGAAAUAUAUUGUUGGACUAUUAUUCGCACAGCAAUAAAGUUUGGAAAGAUGUUCAGUUCAUGAAAAUUAAUGUAGAAGGCAUUUAAGGAUGUGUGCUAUUGCAGGCGAUCAGCUUUCAGGUACUAUUAUAAUUGCUUAAUACCAUAGGAAGUACUGAAGAUAGAAAAAAAUAUUUUGCAAAUAGUGUAACAAGUGGAAAGCAUUUCGUAAGGUGUUGUUAAAUAUAUCAGGUAAAAUGUUUUUACUUCAGUUUGCAAGACAGUUAAUCUUCCUACGAAGUUGUAUUUCAUAUGCUGUGAGAUUCGACGCUAAACCGAAUAAUGUUCAGGAAUUUGAAGGACAGGUUGCAACAUUGAAAUGUUAUUUAGGAGAAUUUAAUAAAGAAAGCAAUGUUCUAUCCUGGUGGAAAGGCGACAAACAAAUAAGUGUGAAGGAAAGACUAAUAACGGCAGACCAACGUAUAUCAGUAAACAUAGAUAAACUUCCAUUUCCUGCAGCAUAUUCUUAUUCUUUACUAAUAUCUGAUUUAAUGCUCAAAAAUGAAGGAGACUACCAUUGCCAAAUAAAUCAAACUACUGUCAUUAGUUCUGGAGUAGCCCGUUUAACAGUAUUGCAGGUUCCUUCAUCAGAAUAUCCAAAAUGCACGAAUUCAGCUAACAGCUAUACAGUAGGAUCACAAGUAGAAUUAACAAGUAUGACCGAGUUAAUAAGUCCACCAGUGGAGCAAACAUGGAUUCGGAAAGGUAGUUCUAUUUUGUCAAUGAAUUCGCAACCUCAAUACAGAAUAAUAUGGUCUACAAACGAUACUCAUUUAUAGCAAAGAAAACAGAUAAUGAAGCUACAUUUUUGUGUCACCAAACAACUGCUGUUGUCCCUGAUAUACAUAAUUGUACAAUUCGAAAUUUAAAUAUACAAUAUCCUCCAGAAGUUAUAAUACAACAUACUAAUGUGUUGUUUGCUGGAUUAGACUCAAUCUUCUUUUGUCAAUCAUUUUCUAAUCCUCCAGCUACGCAGUUCAGUUGGACGAUUACACCUGUAUUAAAUGCUAAUGAAUAUAUUGAGGAUGGACAAGUAUUAACGCUAAUAAAAACAUCGAUGGCGAGGAAUGGAACAAGAAUCACAUGUUCUGCCGAAACACUGUUGGUAUCAGUGCCAAUACAACGAUUUUACACAUAAUAAAGGAAAAAAGGCUAGGGAUUAGUAUACCGUGAAAUAAUAACGACUUAGCAAAUUCAAAUGAAACAAACGCAAAAAAUAUGGACAUGAAUGGAAAAGACAACCAGAGUGUAUCACUGUAUAUUGUCAUCAUUAUAGCUGUAUUAAUCGUCAUAAUUAUCAUUGUUUUUGUCAUCAUUCCUGUUUAUUAUCAAUGUUUCUGUAAGACGAGGACUGCUACUGAUUCAUUUGGUAGGGAGAUAUACCAGCCUACUGUUUACUAUGACUCCAGAGAUCGUUCUUCGACUAGUGGCAUGUACGAUCGAUCUAUAACUCGUUUACCAAGCACUGGUCAUUAUGGUCAUUGGAGACAUUCAUUCGCUUCUCAAGUUCCUGAAGAUCUUGAUCAACAGGGAUACAUACAGGAAAGAAACGACCAAAAUUAACUUUAGAACUUGGCUGGUGCAUCGAUACCGUUCAGAAUGCUACGGCAAAUUUAAAGGCCUACAUCUACCGGGUUAUUAUACAUAGAACCGCUAUGUUGCAAUUAUCAUUUUCUUUGUUGCUUGAUCGAUCGAUCAGUAUUCUAUGAAACAAAGCAGCCACCGGAAUUCUGUCUAAACGAUCCAGCUGAACAACUACUCCGAUUGGUAUUGUAUGGUUCUAAAUGUGACCAACUACGUCGCAUAAUAAACCAGGUCAUGAUCGUAAGUCGCCAUAAAUUCAACGUCAACAAUAUAACGGUUGUUUGUAAUUCACUGUAUUUCAGUAUAAAUGAGCUUAUUAACUAAUGAAUACUGAUUGGCAACAAAGCAGGCGACUCGAACGAGUACAAGGUCCAGCGGUGAAAAUUAAUUCUUCCCAUUCUAUUGUACACAAUUUCCAAAAUUGCCCGUUCGUCUUUCUGUUAUACGUUAAUGCGAUAAAAAAAAGUAGAUGAAUACAGUUUAACGGACGAGCCUACUUACUUCAAUUAUGGCCAAGAAAUUGAAAAGGGUAUUUUUUAGGGUACUUGUCUUCUCCUACACUCACUGCUGUUGGUUAAUUACAGUACGUAAGAUGACCUGAAAUGCAACUUUGACUUAUAAUUUAUAUAUCAAAUGAUAGAUACUAUUAGAAUAUAUAUCUUAAUCAUAUUUUCAUUUAUAUUGCAUAUAAAAACAUGUUAUUACAAAUUUUAAAACAUAAGAUUAUGUUAAUUUAAUAUACAGAGUUACUAAACCUGAAACGUCGUCCACAAAUUGUAUUUCACGGGGUUAAAAAAACCUAAAAAGAUAACAACAAUAUUUUUGAAUGUAUAUAAUUGUACUUUUUUUGUUAAAAUACACACGUACAUGUUGUAUUAAUUAUACAUUGUAAAAAUUGUUGACUUCCUAUUACCUCUUUAAUGUUAUGUUUAUUUUAAAAAAAUAUCAAGAGAUAAGAUGAAAUUGUAUAGAAAUGGUUUAUCUGAACACGUAAUAAUUCUGAAAAAAAAUUUAAAUGAUAGGUGUGUGUUAUAUUGUUGUCAGAGAAUACAAUAAUUCCAUUCCUUAGCCUUUGUUCAUAAUACGCUUUGUCUUCAAAUGUAUUCGAUAUAAGACUUAAUAACAUACGUACUACUCACUAAAAUUAGGUCGCAACUCGAGUAUGACUUUGUAAUAUAAUUAAUUAACAUAUAAAACGGAACCAUUUUGGUGUUAUGCCAAGUAAGAGUUCGUUUUUAUGACUUAACAUUGUUAUAAUGAUUAUUAACAUCCUUUUAUUAUUAUUUACUAAUAUAUGUUGAAACACAUGUAAUUUUCUCUAUCAUGUUGCAUCAUGAGUGAUUGACUGAUAUUGAACAUACAGUUUUAACAUCUGUAAUUUCCUAUUAAAAAUAUAAAUACAAGUUCGGGCCCAUAUUGCUAAUUUAAUAAUGAUACUGUAUAUACGUUAUACACAUCGUAAUUGUAUGCAUUACUAUUGUUUUCAUUUAAGUUGUAAGUGUAAUAUAGGUAAUAUGCAAAUGAAUAGUCAGCGUGUAGGUGAAUCCAUAAUUUUGUAUGCGUAUGCUCAGAAUCUCUAGUUCACUGGGAUUCGUUAUUAAUGCAGGCAUAUUGCUUAUAAAGAAAGCGUUGACGUCAGAGGAAAUAGCAUGUGAUAGGCAUGUGAUGCUAUGUGGCUUGAUGAUAUAUCUAAUACUGAAAAAAAAAAACAUUGAGAAAGGGAUGUAUAUAUAAUUGGUCACUAUGGUAGCAAGUUUUCGUAAUUUUACCUAUGUUUCUACCAAGUAGUACCGUACUGAGUUUUAUUAUAGCGUGUAGUUAAGAUGAUUAAGAUAACUCGAUCCAUUCUUACACCAUUACGGAAGAGUGCCAUAGCUAUACUCUGUCGAAUUAAAUUGAAAAUUAGAUAGCUUUUCUAAUCAUUUUUAAACAAAUGUAAUGUGAAGCUGUCAAUCUUAUCUUUUUAAUUAAUUGCAUAUGUAUUUCAAAUGAGUACGACAUUUUUGUAACUAUGGUGUGUCCCAGAUGUGUAUAUUUCUGUAGUUAGGCCUAUAACUAUGCUGCUUUAUGCCGUUAAAGUUACGGCAUGCUCUCUAUUUCUUAAGUUGUAAAAUAUUUGGUGUUUGAUAAAUAAAUAUCAGGUUGUUGUUUGACCAAA